CCUACCCACCCCAUCACCCAUCUCUCGCUGUCCUCCGCUUGCGGAGCCGCUGCGCCGCUCCGUCCCUCCCUCCCCCGCCCCGGCCCUCCAAGCUUCCUCCUGUCUGUGCCAUGGAUGGCGUGGAUCUGACGAGCUUCUUUCUUCUGGUAUCACUAACGGGCCUUUUACCAUGAACAAUUCUACUCCAGCUACAGCUAAUGGGAAUGACAACAAGAAAUUUAAAGGAGACAGAUCUCCCUGCUCCCCUUCUCGUGUCCUUCAUCUGCGUAAAAUUCCAAAUGAUGUCACUGAAUCGGAAGUCAUUUCAUUAGGUCUCCCUUUUGGCAAAGUAACCAAUCUCUUGAUGCUGAAGGGAAAAAGUCAGGCUUUCUUGGAAAUGGCUUCUGAAGAAGCUGCUGUUACUAUGGUGAACUACUACACUCCUGUUACACCUCACCUCCGCAGUCAGCCUGUUUAUAUUCAGUAUUCCAAUCACAGAGAACUUAAGACUGACAAUCUACCUAACCAGGCUAGAGCUCAAGCUGCAUUGCAAGCAGUGAAUGCUGUGCAGUCUGGAAGCCUGGCCCUUACAGGUGCUCCUUCUACUGAGGGUGGGCUCCUUCCAGGCCAGAGUUCUGUUCUCCGAAUUGUUGUGGAAAACCUCUUCUAUCCAGUCACUUUAGAAGUGCUAUAUCAGAUUUUCUCCAAGUUUGGAACUGUCCUGAAGAUUAUCACCUUCACAAAGAACAAUCAGUUUCAGGCCUUGCUUCAGUAUGCUGAUCCAAUGAAUGCACAUUAUGCCAAAAUGGCUCUGGACGGCCAGAAUAUCUACAAUGCAUGCUGCACUCUCCGUAUUGAUUUCUCCAAGUUAACAAGCCUUAAUGUAAAAUACAACAAUGACAAAAGUAGAGAUUUCACUCGACUUGACCUUCCAUCUGGUGAUGGCCAGCCCUCCCUUGAUCCCACCAUGGCUGCCACUUUUGGUACCCCGGGUAUCAUCUCCUCACCAUAUGCAGGGGCUGCUGGAUUUGCCCCAGCCAUUGGUUUUCCUCAAGCUGCAGGUCUUUCAGUCCCAGCUGUUCCUGGAGCACUUGGUCCUCUUGCAAUCACCACCUCAGCAGUGACUGGACGAAUGGCUAUUCCUGGAGUUGCAGGAGUUCCAGGAAAUUCUGUUUUGCUUGUCAGCAACCUAAAUCCUGAUGCUGUCACACCACAUGGGCUCUUUAUCCUAUUCGGUGUUUAUGGUGAUGUACAUCGUGUGAAGAUAAUGUUUAACAAAAAAGAAAAUGCCUUGGUACAGAUGGCAGAUGCAACCCAAGCUCAACUAGCCAUGAGUCACUUGAAUGGGCAGAGACUGUAUGGAAAAAUGCUCCGUGCAACUCUUUCAAAGCAUCAGACAGUUCAGCUUCCUCGUGAGGGACAAGAGGACCAAGGCCUGACGAAAGACUACAGCAAUAGUCCUUUGCAUCGUUUCAAGAAGCCUGGCUCGAAGAACUUCCAAAACAUCUUUCCUCCGUCUGCCACUCUGCAUCUUUCCAACAUUCCACCUUCAGUUACUGUUGAUGAUCUGAAGAACCUCUUUGCAGGUACUGGAUGUACUGUGAAAGCCUUCAAAUUCUUCCAGAAAGAUCGUAAAAUGGCUCUCAUCCAAUUGGGCUCUGUGGAAGAAGCAAUUCAGGCUCUCAUUGAGCUUCAUAAUCACGACCUUGGAGAAAACCAUCACCUCAGAGUUUCUUUCUCCAAAUCUACAAUCUGACAUUUCUGUGAACUUUCCUUUUAAGACUGCACCACAGUUUCAGUAAAACCUUCAGACAGAGACUGAAGCAGCUACGACCAACUCUGCCUCUUAAGAAAGAAAAAAACAAAACUCACGCUGAGUUUGAUCAUGUGUACUCGUACACAUAGUAAAAAAUUCAAGGGAUGAUCUUUUCCAUUUUUUUUGCCAGUAUGUGGUCAAAUGUUUAAUACUCCUCCAUAAGCAGUUUCUUCUGUGGAAUUAAUCUUUAGCAACAAUACUUACAGUAAAACUCCCUAUUUUGAAUUAUAUUUCAGGAGCAUCCUUUUUGUUUUUGUUCCAAAUCAGCCUUACACAACGUUUCUUAAGGCUCUUUAAAUUAUACCAGGCCAAGAUUGUUUGUAAUGAAAUGCUAAAUCUACUAUAUUGGUUAAACACUAAUAUGAAUGUGAACUAGCACUUGGGUUUCUUAGUGAAAAGUCAGCCUUUACAAUGAAUGUUCAUUGAAAAAAAUAUAUAUUAUCAAAUAAUGGCCUUUAUUUUGGCAGAUCUGAAUUAACUCUUUUUGUUAAAUCAGCAACUUUUCACAGAGUUAAAAUUAUCGGAGGGAAGGCAGUGCCUUCUCUUUCCCUUAAUAAAAUCAAAGUAAAUUAAAUUAAUUGACAAACAAGAUCCUUUUGAGAUGUGGUAUCUGCCACUUGUAGCUUGGAAUUAAAUCAUGGAACAUCACAUUCAUAUUUUUUUCAUUUUUACUAUAACAUGAUGUUGUGUAAUACGACUUUGGAGAAAUUGAAAGGAGAAAAUAGUCCUGACUUCAAAUAGUUUUUUACAUUUCUUUUUAAAAAAUGUUUACAGUCUUAAGGAAAAUAUUCAGGUCUAUCAUGGUUUGACAAAUUUUUAAAAAGUUAUUUUUGGUAAGGUCUUCUUUUAAAAGAAAUUUAAACCUCAAGGGUUUUUUGUACCACUGUAAUCUCUAAUACUUAAAUCAGAAUGACUGUGUAUUUACUUAAUUUCUUAUUACGUGCCUUAUUAUGUGCUUAUAAUGAUACAAUAGCUUAGAGUUUUAUCUAAAGUAUCUUGAAAACUGUAUUGUGGGCUUGGUGAGAGAGUUUUCUUGAUCUAUUAGUUUUUUUUAAUGUUUUCAUUGUGAUUUUUAAUUUUUUUCAAUAAGUAAUAGUCAGAAUUCAAAUUUUCGGUGCUUUGGUGUAGAUUGGGGAGGUGGGAAUGAGGAUAACUAGUGCACAAUCCUGUAGGCCUCUUCACAUUUACCUGGGUGCAGUUGGCUGACACCAAUAUUGGCUGUAAAUGUUUCUGGAUUUUUUCCUAAUCUUUUGAGCCAUUGGCUCUCAAAAUAUUUUGUCUCAGGAUUCCUGUUUUUCCCCCUAUAUACUGAGCUCAAAGUACUAAAGAGUGAACUUGAUUUCCUACAUAAAUAUCAUGACUUCAAUACUGAAUGUCCACUUCUCUUAAGAGAGCAAGUUAAGAUGCAAUUACUAUUUUUGUUGAAUGUAGGUAUGAAUUUUAAAGUUAUUUCUGUGAUUGUGUUACAAAACGUUAAGUUUUUUUGGAAGGAAAUUUCCUUUUCUUGACGUUUAUGUCCACAUAAAUUUGAUCAAGAUUUUUUGAAGAGGUAUCCCUCUCAAACAUAACGGUUGUUUGUUUCUGCUUUUUAGAACUGCUUCAGAAAUAAUUGCAGCUGUAGAGCUUUUGCUAUAAUGGUUUGUUACUCAUUCACCUUGGUUUUUCAUUAAGCAUCUAUUUUCUUCCCAUACUCCUAGCUGUGGAUUAGCAUACUACGAGAAUCCUGUAAAGAUUGAACUCUCCUAGAAAAGGUGUCCGUCAACCUGAGUAACCAUUUUGAGACAGAAGUCAAAGAUAAUUUAUCUCAAAUAUUUCUGUAGAGCAGUAGGCUAAAGAGAAGGACACUAGCUUGCCUUUACUUACUUAAAUAUCUUUGUGAAGCACAGUACCUGAUGAUGAAGUUGGUAAAACUCCAUUUUCCUGCAAUGCACUCAUACCAUUUGAUAAAGCAUGCACACUAGGAAGUGUAUACACCAUGAAGAAACACCUAUAAAUAACUUUCCUUACUGAAAAGAGUAGUAUAAAAGGUGAUUUGUCAGCAUUUCAGAGUCUUUCUCCUUCCAUUUGUCCAAAUGGGUGAAAUCACCUGGGAAAAUUUCAAGCCAGUUUAUUCACGAAAAGUUUUAGGGUACCUUUGGUCCAUAACACUAUCUUAAGUUUUCGAAUUAGCAUUAUUUUAUCGUAAUGUAGUGUGCAGGACCCUUUAUUUGCAGAUGGGUCCUUAUUCAACAAGGAAGGUACUUACCAUAUAUUUUAAGCAUGUGUUAAUUGCCUUCCUGAUCCAGAACCAUAGUAAAAGUGCUUCCUUACUGCACUUAUUAAGAUGGUUGCAAAACUUAUUUGAAUUUUACCUGCAAACUUUGGCCAUGGGGAGGGUUUUGUUUGUUUUUUGUUUUUAAAGAAUUGCUGCUACAAAGGAGAUGAAUUGUAUUGGAGUUGAAUGUAAUUAUGAAGCAGGGAAAAGCAACCUUAAGUUUGAGAGUUAGUAUUGGCAUGUAUAAUAUCAAGUGAUAUGUGUAUACUGUGUGUAUAAUAUGCUGUAUGUGUGUACAAACAUACACAUUACAUGUAUUUUAAUUUAUUGAUUCUGAUAACAGAAGAUAGGGAUGUUUGAACUAAUUUAAACAGAUGAGGGAUUUUUGGUGUGAUGUUAAAAUGGGAGGAAGAACAAAUAUUUGAUUUGUUAACUUUAAAAAUGUAGCUACAUUUAGUAUAUGAAUAAUGUCAGUUCUGGACUAUUUACAGUUUGAAUUGUAGAGGCCUACAGUUUGUAUGUUGGCACAUAUUUCUAAGAUACUGUUUCUUUAAAAGAAUAAUUUGGGGUGGCAGAUAUUUCUAAUCUUCUGUGAGCUUUUUUUUUGUCACACAGUAUAUCUUCUAUCUUAUCCUGUGUUGUCUGUGUAAUUCAUUUUUUGCUAUUCGUUUGUAGUGAGUUACCCUGCUGAGUUUAUUUUACGUUUAUAUACUUUUGUAAGGAUGCCGUCUGCAUGUCUGUCUCUUAAGGAGUUGUCUGUUUUGACAAGAGGUGCGGACAUGCAACAACCUUCAAAAAUAGCAGUACAUUGUGUUUGCUUUUAAAAUGCUGGUUUAAGUGAAACUUAUAUCAAGUUUGGUUUGCGCCUAGUCCCUUUCUUAACAAAGUAGGAAUCAGGGCACAAACUUAUGCUUUGUGCUCUCUGGUAAGUGUCAGUAGCUGCAGAGAUCCCUUUGUGGUUGGGACCCUGACUCCACCAGAAGCAGCUCUGCUGGCAGAUACUGCACAUAUCUGUGUUUGCAGGAUCAAAGCUUCUGGAAGGACGUGGUCUUUAAAAUAUAGAUAUUUAGUUGCUUCUUUUUUAAUCCCUGGUAACGCAUGUAUUACCCAAUUCCAAUUCUAAUGCAGAAUGCUGGCGUGAGCUUAUUUCUGACUUGCAGGUACCAAAAAUGUUCAGAGGCAGAGGGUUUUUCUCCAUUUUGGCUGAAGCACGGGGGUUGUUUUGUUUUUGUUUGCUUUUUCAGUCAAGGCCACAUCACUGUUGGAGCUAAAUAACAAUUUCCUUCCCCCGGUCUUGAGUUUGGAGUGCUUAGCCUGUAACUUCUGCAAAUCCAGAUCAGCACUGGUAAACGUUUGCCCCCUUUCUUUCUUAUCCUAAGUGCAGCCACACUCUUUAAAGCUUUGUUCAUCUUGGAGCAACUGAAUUAGAGGUUGGAAGUGCCUUUCAUAGUGUCACAGGAUCCUCUGUAUAAUGGCACUUGAAUGGUUAUGAUUUCAUUUAGUGUCUAAUUUGGUAAAUUAACUGAACCUCACUGCAAAGCUCUGAAACUUUUAAACUACUUUUCAAACUUUUUUUUUCACUUAAUUUGAUUUUAUUGCCUUAUUUGUUCUAUCCAUUGCACUCUUCGUUGUGCACUUGAAAUACUGAAGCCCUUUCUGUGCCUUCUGAGGAGAGUUGCUUGUGUGGCAUUUCCUAACCACAGACUGAAAACAUCUGUAUGAGGGUGGGGGGAGUACUUGCCAUUUCUGGAAGAUGUGCCAUCAUGGAAACUGUGUGAUCAGUGAGUUUAUCCCCCUCUGCUACCAUUUAGCAUUUAGGUGGACAGAGAAGUAAGAAUGUGUGGAGCAUUUGUUUGAGUCACACACCUGAGUCUUAACUCUUAACCUCUGUCCCUAGAUACAUACUGAUAUGUACUGCUAUUUUUUAAACUAGAAAGAAAGGGUGCAACUUGAUUUAAAGCCAUUUUUGUUUGUCUUUUACUUUUUGUCUUGGUCUGUUGUUAAAUAGAGCAAAACUUUUACUAUUGUGCUGAGAGAAAACAGUUCAGAUUGUACUGUUUUUUCUGUGGUAUACAAGACUGUUCUCAAUCUUUUUUUUUUUUUUUCCCUGGAGAAAAUCUUAACCAUGAGAAGUUGUGAACUAUUUCAAGAAAUAAUUGAAAAUUUCUAAACUAUUUAAUUUCAGGGUUUUUGGAGGGAAAAAACCAAAACGGGACCAAAGUUUUAUGUGCCUUCAAUAGUCUUAAUUGUAGUUUUUUUCCUGUCUAUUGCAGUCUUAAGUAGAAUCAAUAUUCUUGUUUUCAGGAAAAUGUGUAUUUAUACAGUUAAAUGAAUGUUGAUCCACUGACUCUCCAUAUUUGCAGUGAAUUUUAACUUUUAGUAUGGUUUUAGUUAUCCCUUUGCCUUUACCAUUGCAAUAUUCAUUGUACUGCAUUAUGCAGAAAGCCAAGAAUAAUUCAUAUAUUGCUGGUUUCUGAUGAUUGACAGCUUGCAACUGUCAGAGUCCGCAAGAAGUGAGACACCUUGUAUUUGAUGGUCCUUGAUAAUAAAAGUGAAGGAAAGCUUGUACUUCAGUAGCCUGUCAGCGCUAUAAACAUUUUUUUCAGUUCUUGGAAACUCUGAAGCAUUUGAGUGGAAAUCUUACCACCUAUAUGCCUACAAUUAGUCUAAGCACAUUCUAGUUCUUCUAUUCUUUUGAUAAAUUACCCAGUUCCUGCAAAAGUUCAUCCCAGACCCACAGCAGCACAAGUCAUAAUGGUUGCUGACCAAGCAGAUUUUUACAUUAGAAUGUCACCUCAUUGCUCUGACCAAAGACUGUCUGUUCUGGUUUUACUGAGACAUCCUGUGAAAACUUGUUUUCUCUCAAGCUUCUCUCUGAAAGAAGACCCAGUGCAAAGUGGCCUUUUAUUUGACUCUACUAUGGGUGGAUGGAUCACUUAGUGGAAAAUGAGAUUUUAAUGUGAACCAAAUGGUGUGGGAUAAGGCAAGGGGUUAAUGGACUAUUUUUAGUACUGUAUUCGAGAAAAAAAUAGCACGGCUAGGAAUCACUGACAUUCCCUCAUUUUUCAUGAUCUGUUCAAAAAAGUCCCUUUUCAGUUUGUAAGAAUGUUCAUCUAACACGAGAAAUGCUGUAAAUAUUUGUAACAACAUUUUUUACCUGGCAAAAAGGUUUUUGGGAACAAGUUAAAGUAUAAAAUGGUUUUUAUAUAAAAACAUCAAUUGUCUUGUAUAUUUUGAUAAGCAACAGUACCAGCUUUCAUUUGUAAUGCAGUUUGUGGCAUUGGAGGAAAAGGAUUCCAUGUCUGUUAAGAUGACUUAUGUUAUAAAUGCAAAGAUGAUGAAAUAUUAAAGAAACUUAUUUUCUAA
Alligator mississippiensis (American alligator) is the source of this 7415-nucleotide messenger RNA. It is a transcript of the gene PTBP3, whose product is annotated as polypyrimidine tract binding protein 3. Gene Ontology annotation, molecular function: mRNA binding. Gene Ontology annotation, cellular component: nucleus. The transcript is spliced from 14 exons. The record is from RefSeq and is a predicted model, not a curated record. NCBI's taxonomy places the organism in Eukaryota, Metazoa, Chordata, Crocodylia, Alligatoridae. The coding region runs from base 170 to 1735 and encodes 521 amino acids. Gene Ontology annotation, biological process: regulation of RNA splicing; regulation of cell differentiation; mRNA processing.